This is a messenger RNA of Gopherus flavomarginatus (Mexican gopher tortoise), 4893 nucleotides long. RefSeq names its product von Willebrand factor A domain containing 7 (gene VWA7). Lineage: Eukaryota; Metazoa; Chordata; Testudines; Testudinidae. The record is from RefSeq and is a predicted model, not a curated record. Bases 504 to 3662 code for a protein of 1052 amino acids. The transcript is spliced from 16 exons.
GUGGGGAGAGGGUCUGGCAGUUAUGUGUGGGAGGUGGCGAGUGGUGUCUAUAGGUGGGGUGUGGGUUGUUAGUGACACUAGGGGGUGUGUGUGUUGUGUAAUGUGCAUGUCUCCAGAGGAUUGAGUGUGUUGUGUGUCUCUAGGAAAUGUGUUGUGAGGGGUGGUGUGUGUAUGUGUGGGGGUGUCUCUCUGGCAGGUGUUGAGGGGUGGUGUGGGGUGUGUCUAGUUGGUGUGCACAGGUGUUGUGUGUUUGUGGGAGGUGAUGGUGCAUGUUACGUGUGUGUGCAAAUGUAUGAUGUGUGUGUUGCGGGUGUUUGUGUGUCUCUGGGCGGUGUUGGGGUCUGGCUGUGCGGGGGAGGGGUUGUGUUAAGGUCUCCAGGGUUGUGCGGUGGGGUGCGUUGUGUCUCGGAUGCAGGGGGGAACUGCUGGUUGUGUGUGGGGGGCGUCUGGGGGGAUUUGGGGGGUCUCUGCUGUCUGGGACCCCCAAGGAGGCUGGAUCCCACAUGCCCCCCCACCACCUGGGAACCCCUAACUCACCCCCUGCCCCCAAACGUGUCCUGCUGAGGGCAGAUCCCAGUUUGUCAGCUGGGCCCCCCACCUCUGUGGGUCCUGGCUGUGGGGGCCAUAGUGGGGGUUGGGGGGGAGGGCAUUGCCUGAGAAGCCACUGCUCCCUGGGAGAGAAGCGAGGACCCAGGAGUCCGGGCCGUUACUUCCCCGGGACCCCGCCCCCGUUCCCCACCCUACUGCUCUGCAGAGAUAACGCAUGGGGAAGGGGGGGGCAGCUGCACCCAGGGAGACAGCGGGGAGCUGGGCAGGGGGGCUCUGGGGAGCAGGCUCCAUGUCCCCGCUAUGGCGCGUUCCGCGGCCCGGCCGUGGGGUCCCCUGUGGGCCCUGCCCCUGCUGCUCCUGGCGCCCCACGGGGCCCUCGGCUUCUUCCCCAACUUCUGGUCCCGGGCCAUGGCCCUGGCCUGGGGCUCCACCACCCACCAGGACCUGACGGAGGACGCGCUGCUCAACGCCACCCUGGAGCUCUUCCGGGACCUGCCGCCCCCCCACGGCCGGCGCCCUGCCUGGGAGCAGUUCCAGGGCCGGCCCCUGCUGGCGGACGAGGUGUUUGCGGCGUAUUACGGCCCCGGGGCGUCGGCCCGGCGGUUCCGCGCGGCGCUGGUGGAGGUGGCCAACGCCAACGCGGCCCUGGACUUCCUGCCAGCGGCGCGGGACGACCCGGUGCUGCACUUCGACGGCGAGCUGCUGCGGCCGGCCGGCGCCUCCCUCCUGCGAGCCCGGCGCGAGGUGCUGCAGGCCCUGGGCGCCGAGCUGUACCCCCUCGCCCGCCAGCGCCUCGGCCAGCUGCUCCACUCCCUGCAGCCGAUGUCCGGACCUGCUGCUCCUGCACCGGCUGGACGUGCGAGGGGAACCUCCUGGGCUCACUCCGGGAGCGUGGGCUGCUCACCAGCGGGUAUUUUGGCUCCGAGCCGGAGAAACCGCCUGGGAAAUGCAGCCAUGGGGGGCAGUUCGACAGCAGCCGCCUGCGGGACCCCCAAGGGGGGAUAAACAAGGACAGUUCGUCCCCCCUCUUCUCCCCCCACCACUAUCUCCAUGGCCCGGCGGCCAGCCUGGCCCUCGAGGCCUCGGCCCAGUUCCUGCGCGACCUGCGGCGGGACCUGGCCCAUGACAAGCGAUUCAUGAGGCUGCUGGACGUCAGCCCCGCCGUGGGGCUCAGCUUCGUGCUGGACACCACGGGCAGCAUGGGCGAGGAGAUCGGGGCUGCCCGGCUCCAGGCCCGCGACAUCCUCACCCGCCGGCUGGGGGGGCCCGAGGAGCCCGACUUCUACCUGCUCGUCCCCUUCCACGACCCCGGCUUCGGGCCCGUGCACAAGACGAGCGACGCUGACGAGUUCCUGAGGAUCCUGAAUUCGAUCAGCCCCCUGGCCGGGGGCGACGAGCCUGAGAUGUGUUUGUCGGCGCUGCAGCUGGCCCUGCUGCACUCGCCCCCCAUGUCCGAGAUCUUCGUCUUCACGGAUGCCUCGGCGAAGGACGCCCACCUCCGGACCAGCGUGGAGGCCCUGAUCCAGGAGCGCAAGUGCAAGGUGACUUUCCUGAUCACGGAGGACCCCUCCAGGACGCGGGUGAGGCGGGAGGUGCUGGCCGCUGACCGCUUUGACCUGUACGUGGGCCUGGCCCGCAGCUCCGGGGGCCAGGUCAUCUUCACUGACAACGACAACAUCCGGCAGGUGGCGGGCGUCAUUGGAGAGACCACUGCUUCCUCGGUGACCCUGUUCCAGUACCAGAAGGGGGGCAGCUCAGGCCCUGGGGGGCUGGGCCGGAGGGGGCGGAAGAAACGCGCCGCCUGGGAGAGUCACCACUUCUGGGUCGACAGCCGGGUGGACGGGGCCGUCGUGACCGUCCAGGGGGACGUAGGCACCUUCCAGCUCCGUGACCCCACCGGGACCUCCCAGACCUCGGAUGCCACCAGCGGCCCCCUGGGCACCAGCCGGCGAUUUGGGACUUUCCACCGGCUCGAGCUCUCGCCCCGGCCGCCCGUCGGCCUCUGGACCCUGGAGGUGCAGGCGCAGGGCAACUAUUCGGUGCACGUGCGAGGCAACAGCUUGCUGGAUUUCCUGUAUUACUUCGCUGUCCCGGCCAAGGGGCCCCACCCAGGACUUUUCAAGCUGGACAGUCGCCCCGUGAGAGGGCUGCCGCUGUCGCUGGUCCUGGCCGUGACGGGGCUGACCCAGCCGGGUAGGGGCUCGGUCCGGAUGGAGGCAGUGCUGCUGGUGGACCCCGUCACGGGCCGGCGACUGGGCGAGGAGCUGCAGCUCCAGGAAGUGGCCAAGGGGACAGGGCUUUAUGCCACAGCCCUGCCCCCGGCCCUGCCCCGGGGGGGCUUUGUGCUGAUCCUGCGAGGGUCCGACAGCCGGGGCGGGCGCGUGGAGCGACCAGCCCCCCAGAUCACCUCGGCCGUGGGGUUCCUGCUACAGCUGAGCAGCACCGGGCCCCUGUUCCCGGGGCAGACGGGCGCCAUCUCCUGGUGGGUCUGGAACCCCAAGGAGCCCCAGGAGCUGGGCCUGGCCGUGAGCAGCGACCCCAGCUACCCCGUCAGCACCUCCAGCCCACGGCUGCAGCUGGGCAGGAACCAGACGGCGACGGGCGUCAUCUCGCUGCGGGUGCCCGGCAGUGCCCCCCCCGGUUCGGCCGUCACCGUCACCCUCCGUGCCGACCCCCUUUCUCCAGCCGGGGACGCCAACUUCGCCUUCAUCCAGCUCCUGGUGCUGCACUGGCCGUCGGUGCCGAAUCGCGCCUCUCCUCCCUGCAACGUCACCUCGGUGGCUGGCACCUGCGGCCCGCCAGGGUCCCCCUGCCGCGAGCGCCGCUGGACGGCCAGGCUGCGGAUCUGGGACGGGGAUGGCAUCCGGUCGGUGCAGGCGGGGGGCACGGCGGUGCCCCACUGGGCUGAUGGCCAGGCUGCGACCGCCACCUACUCCUCUGACUGCUGCACCCGGCAGGCGGAGCUUCUGGUGACCAACCGGCUGGGGGAGGAGUAUCGGUGCCCGGUGGCAGCGCCUCCUGCUGGCGCCGCGGGGGACCUGGCCCUCACCCCCUGGUGGGGAAUGGCAGCGUUGGCCGUUCAGGUGGCCUUUUAUGUCGGGCUGGGGCACUGAUGCUACAGGGCGCCCCCUAGUGUGUGUGUGUGGGUGCAGCUAAGGUACAGCAUCCAGUCCUGGCUAUGGCCCCCCUAGUGGAGACAGGUGGCACUGCACCCGGCUGGGACGCUCUUCCUGUAGGGUGCCCCCUAGUGGAGACAAGUGGUACCGCAUCAGGCCGGGACGCUCUUCCUAUAGGGUGCCCUCUAGUGGAGACAAGUGGUACCGCACCAGGCUGGGACGCUCUUCCUGUAGGGUACCCUCUAGUGGAGACAAGUGGUACCGCACCAGGCUGGGAUGCUCUUAAAUUAAUGGAGAUAUCCUGUCUCCUAGAACUGGGGGUGGAGGGGGGUCAUACCGUGACACUCCCAGGUCGGGAAUCCGGGAGGGGUUGUUUGAGAUGCUUUUCUGAGCUGACACCAGAUAUACGAAUAAUUUCCAGCAAAAAAUAAUAUAUUUCCCCCCAACUUUGUGGGAUGAAUGUUACACCCCUGACUCCAUUUCCCAGCACCAUCGCCCAGUGUGAGUCAUGGCGAGAGCUCCUGGAGGUCAGGGCUUCUCAGUCACAGCGGUGGGAUUCAAACUCAGAACCUCCUGGGUGCCCCUCUGCUGAAUGUUCUCCUAGGCCGCAGAGCACAGAAUGGCCAGGCUGCCUUGUGUUAAUGCACAAGGCUGCGUGUCUGGACUCCUGGAGUCAAUUCCUGCCUCUGCUGGGCAAGUCCCUUUCCUGGUCUGUGCCUCAGUUUCCCCUUGGUCUGUCUAGUCUGUAAGCACUUCCAGGCUGAAACUAUCCAGUGUCUGUAUGCAGACCUAGUGCAACAGGGGCCCUGAUCUUAGUCAGGAGGGGUAUGUGCAGCGCCUGGCGCCCUGAUCUUAGUUGGGGAGGGCGGGGUUUGGAAUGCUUGGCAUGACAGGGCUGUGAUCUCUAUUCUGCCUUUCGAAGCUGCCCACGAUCAUCCCGACCCAAGAUGCUUUUUAAAUCUCAUCUUCUAAUGGUUGGAAGAGUUGUGGCGGAUUUGUAUAUUUUGGCUAAUUAUUUUCAAUAAGUGAAUUAUUUUUGGAUUAUAUUUAUUUCCAGUGAUUCUGGUAUUUCUGGGUGAUGAUUUUAAAUUGGGUUUAUUGUUUGGGUGUCUGCGCUUUUUUUUUUUUGGUUAGUUUUGUUUUUGUUUUUUGUUUGGUUAAAGAUAAUACCACUUUUUUUUUUUAAAUUAAACUGCUGUUAAUAAAGGAAAUUGAUAAUGCCGCAGAA